This is a messenger RNA of Nothoprocta perdicaria, 4758 nucleotides long. RefSeq names its product GDNF family receptor alpha 4 (gene GFRA4). Lineage: Eukaryota; Metazoa; Chordata; Aves; Tinamiformes; Tinamidae. Gene Ontology annotation, biological process: nervous system development. Gene Ontology annotation, cellular component: external side of plasma membrane; signaling receptor complex. The record is from RefSeq and is a predicted model, not a curated record. The transcript has 8 exons. The coding region runs from base 7 to 1305 and encodes 432 amino acids. Gene Ontology annotation, molecular function: glial cell-derived neurotrophic factor receptor activity.
GCUAGGAUGAGGGGCAUCCUCUGCUUCUGCACGCUGGUCCUGCUGGAAAGUAUGGCAGAAGCUGUCGGCUCGGGCAGGGACUGCCUUCAAGCAGGAGAGUCCUGCACCAAUGACCCCAUCUGCAGCUCCAAGUUCAGGACCCUUCGGCAAUGCAUUGCGGGCAACGGAGCCAACAAGCUGGGCCCCGAUGCCAAGAACCAGUGCCGGAGCACGGUGACAGCCCUGCUCUCCAGCCAGCUCUAUGGCUGCAAGUGCAAGCGAGGCAUGAAGAAGGAGAAGCACUGCUUGAGCGUCUACUGGAGCAUCCACCACACACUGAUGGAAGGUAUGAAUGUGUUGGAGAGUUCUCCUUACGAGCCAUUCGUCAGAGGCUUUGAUUACGUCCGGCUGGCAUCUAUCACCGCAGGCUCCGAGAACGAGGUGACCCAGGUGAACCGGUGCCUGGACGCCGCCAAAGCUUGCAACGUGGACGAGAUGUGCCAGCGGCUGCGCACGGAAUACGUCUCCUUCUGCAUCCGGCGCCUGGCCCGGGCCGACACCUGCAACCGCUCCAAGUGCCACAAGGCCCUGCGCAAGUUCUUCGACCGCGUGCCGCCCGAGUACACCCACGAGCUGCUCUUCUGCCCCUGCGACGACACGGCGUGCGCCGAGCGCCGGCGGCAGACCAUUGUUCCUGCCUGCUCCUACGAGUCCAAGGAGAAACCCAACUGCCUGGCACCUCUGGACGCCUGCCGGGAAAACUACGUCUGCAGGUCACGYUAUGCAGAGUUCCAGUUUAAUUGUCAGCCAUCCCUGCAGGCUGCAACUGGUUGCAGGAGGGACAGCUACGCUGCCUGUCUGCUGGCGUACACGGGCAUCAUAGGUAGCCCCAUCACACCCAAUUACAUCGACAACUCGACUUCGAGUAUAGCUCCGUGGUGCACAUGCAAUGCCAGCGGCAACCGGCAAGAAGAGUGUGAGAGCUUUCUGCAUCUCUUCACCGACAACAUCUGUCUCCAAAAUGCCAUCCAAGCCUUUGGUAAUGGGACCUACCUGAACGCAGCUGUGGCCCCAUCCAUCCCUCCCACAACACAGAUGUAUAAGCAGGAGCGAAAUGCCAACAGAGCUGUGGCAACCCUCAGAGAGAACAUCUUCGAGCAGCUCCAGCCCACCAAGGUGGCCGGAGAGGAGAGACUCCUCAGGGGCUCCACUCGUCUGUCCUCGGAGAGCUCCAGCCCGGCAGCUCCCUCCCGCCUGGCCGGCUCCCGGCUGCAGAUGUGGCUCUUCCCAGCUCUCGCCGCGGUGCCCAGCCUGUUUUGGAUGUGAAGCAGGCGCCAGGCAGUGACUCUCUUCGUGUCGGUUCCUUGGAAAAACAACCAGACAAGUCACUUUCUCUGGGGGGAGGGAGAAGCGGUGGGAUGGGAAGGAGAGGUGAGUGUGUAGGCAUCCCUUCCUCCCCCUGAUCCGCCUGCCAAUUUAUUUGAUUUUUAUGAAAUCAGCAUCAUUGAAACCAGCUCAUUCUUGGUCCUGGCCACUUUUCCACUCCACAGCUUGGUUGUUGUCUCUCCAGCUCUCUGCGGUUGAGUCAGAGCCACUGGCAAUUCCCUUGAAAAAGCUCAAAGGGGGAGUCAGGCCAAGGAAUGAGACCUGCAAAGGAAAUGUGUUUGCCUGCCCCGGACAAGAGGGGAAUGACUUUUGAUGGAUGAGCUGUCAGGAAGUCUCCUGAAGAUCUGACUCAUGGUGGGGGGCUUUUGGCAGGACACGUCAAGAGAUUUGUAGUUCAGAUGGUCUCCAAGGUUGCCCAGGACCUAAAGAGCAGCCCAUGUAGUUCAGACUGGAAAAAAAAACAGACACCCUGGUGGGAAGGCAGCUGAUUUUGUUCAUCAAAGAGGAUCCUGAARCACCUCUGGAGUGAAGCAAGUGGCCGUGGUGUGCAGAACUGGUUUGCUGGAUUCAUCCACACUUUGCAGACGUGGUCAGCAUGGAACUAGCGUGCAUCUCCAAGCUGUGACUUACCCCUUGGCCUUCCUUUUAGGAAAACAUGUGUCAUGUAUUGAUGGUGUUCAGGAAGAAACACGUGUGUUGUGUUUGGUUUAUGGCUAACUUUCUCACACCCCAACCCUAACACCUCUUUUAACUGGUCCUGAAAUUKGUCUGGGAUAUGGUUUGGAGUUUUUGGGUUUGUUUGUUUUGUGUUUUGGAGGGGUCACAUCUGAACAGCCAAAGGCUAAUAGGCUAAUACCAUUCAACUCCAAGCUAACCUUGCUCAGCACAGGAGAAACGUGCAGCUCCACAGGCAGCACUUGCUGCAAGGGCAACAUGAUCUCUUCUUGUGCGCUGCUUGUGCAUCUUGCAGAGAGACAAAAGAUUUUGAGCCAGAGGAAUCUCAUUAGCUACACAAUUAAGAGAAGAGCUAGAAAAAAGUUUGCCGUGCCCCCACUUGAGGAUGCAAAAUUCCAGCCAAUUUAUCCAAAGGCCAAAGCUCUCUAGAUGUUGUAGAUAGGGAGUGCGUUAUUAGCGUUCCCCUUGCUAAAGACUGGAAGGAGCAACUGAUUCUGAUUUUAAUGAGAAAUUCCUGGGGGCUUGGUCCAAUGUAAAUCCAUCUGUGUUUUCAAAUGAACACGUGUGGAGAUGUGAGAUGUGCUUAGAGAAUUUCCUGGCUACUUUUUCCUGAAGUUCUGCUCCAAGAGCCUCAGGGUUGUCCUACUCRAGGGCUGUGCAAAGGAUCCUGGAACAUCCCAAGAACCAUGUCGUGCUUGCAGAGAUACCAGGUCACACCUUGAAAUGACAUAUGCACGUGAAAUUUGCAGUUCCAAGAACAUCCCAGCAUUGUAAAAUGCAGCCAGGGAAGCAGCUCUACAGGGAAGGAGGUCUCUGACCUCCCUUCAAAGUGCCAUAGAUCUGCACUGAAUUGCCAUGAACGAUUCUCUUCUACAUGGGGCAUGGGUGUCCCCAUGGUUUCUGGAAGACCAUGAGACAUCUGUGAACUGAGCAACAAGACUAUUUGUUGCUCCCCUGUAAAACUUGUGUCCUCCAAGCCACAUAGGAGAAAGUGAUUAAAACCUGACUCAGCCCUUCAAAGGCAAGGAACUACCUCAGCAUCAUGAGGUCAUGCUGUGAAUUGCCUUCUUCUGUUGCUUUCCUUUAAAGCCCUGCACUCAUGCCCUGCUAUUCUACACACCUGACCCCAGCAAACUGGGUCUCCACCAGCCUUUAAUCUUGCACGAGCUGGCUGAGUUUUGGUGUAGGACCCACACUUAAGCAGCAGCUGCUGUUCAGGAGGACCCACUGCUGCAGUCUCUCACAAGUUCACCCUGGUGUCUCUUGUAACUCACUGAUGGUGAUGUUAAAAUGCCACUUUGCUGCUCCCUUCUGUGAUUGRCGGAGCCAGAAGCAACAGUUUUUCUUUCCCUGUUGUUCAGGAUAACCAGCAAACCCACCUCAGCUCUCCUCUAUGGCUGGCAGCCAUGAAAAAUAAAUGUGAGGAUUCCUAGACUAAGGGGAUGGAGGAGACCUCCAGAAGCUAUUGAGACCAUUACCCUUUCCCACUGCAGGGUCAAGGGUCUGUUAACGCUUUCUGGCAGAUAUCUCUCUAACCUGUUUUAACCAUUCUGGAGAGCAGAGAUGUCAUCAUCUCCCCAGGAUUUAUAUUUCAUAUCAGCAAUUCCUUAGGUUGUUAGGACUGCCUGUGAGCAUUGCAGGCCAAGGAGACCUUGAGCCCCAUUGCUGUCUCUUCUUGAGGCUUCCCUUUGAGGAGGAUGGCAGAGCAGCAGCUAAGGAGGAUGCAGAAAGUGACUGAUGGCCACCAUGGAUCACAUCUCAGAGGCUUUGCGUAUGAAGACCGAAACCAGCCCUCAUUCCUUUUCAAACCCAUCACAGACCGUUUUCCAGCUCAGUUCUCCUUGGUCAUGUCCGAGACUGAUAUCAUGAUGCCACCAAAGUUGUCUCUCCUCAAACCCUUGUGAGUGAUAGACUCCAGACUAAGGAGUCACUGAAUAAGUCCUAGCAGGGAAACCUUCAAAGGGUGCUAAGCAGCAAUGCUGGGAAUUGCAGUCAUUCGAGCUCUGUGGAAAUAAGCAACAAGUGACAACACUCUCUGCUGUAGGGUUUUCUCCAGCAUGCCCUUGUUUAUGGGACCUCAAAAGCACAUCUGCAGUUACGGUUGCGYAUCUGAAAGCAUUUCCUGUUCCUCAACCCUUGUUCUGAGCUGUAAGGUUGGAAACAGCAUCCUUCAAGCAAUGGUCUGUGCCAGCUCUUGCUCACAAAGUUGUGUGUUUGUAAAUCAAGGGGACAGGGCAUAGAGUAAAGAGCCUGUCAUUCCAUCAGGAAAGAGGUGAGGUUUGGAAUGGGUGGAAAUAUUGCAUCUGAUUAAAAAAAAAAGCAAGAAAAACCUGCAUGACUUUCUAUUGACCAUUUCACCCUUUUUGUCAAUAUUUAAUGACAAUCCUCUCGCAAAAGCCCAUUCACAAAUCAGAAUUUGCAAAAAAAAAAAAAAAAAAAGAAAAAAAUGUUUUUUGAGCAGUACACUUGCGUGCAGUUGCGUGUGUGUGUGCACACACCUAAACACACACGGAUCACUUCUUUUCCCUCAUGAGAAAUUGAUAUUCUUUUGUUGAAAGAUCAUGUCUGUUGAACUGUGUGAAGGAUCUUUCAUCCUCUAGAUUAACCACCGAGCUCAUGCAGCUGCUUGGGAAGCGCAAGGACUGAACAAGCCAGGAGAAAGGGAGACAACUUUUUAAUAAUUACUCCCUACCUGGGGACUUUCAUAAGCACAAAGAA